GAAGAAAAGAAAAACCACAGAAUAAUGAAUAUGCUUCAAAUCAUAUGGGAGAAAUAAGGUUUUAAAUUAUGAGAAACAAAUGAGGACAAAAAGGGAAACUAGGAAGUUGAAUUUGGUACCAAAAAAGAGGGAUUCUUUCAAUUCUCAUCCCAUCAAAGAAAGAUGAUCAAGAAAACACCACUUGAUCAUCAAAGUGGAAAACCCUUCAAAAACAACCUUAAAUUCAGACAACCCAUUAUUCUCACUAUCAUAAUCUACUAUUUCACAUCCCAUACCUCACUUUCCCUCUUACUUUCAUCCCAUCCAACACCUCCUCCAAUUCCAAUUCUUCCGAUUCCAACUUCACAGCAAAUCUCAUGGCAACUCACAGAAAUGGCGAUGUUCUUGCACUUUGGUACCAAUACAUUCACAGACUUGGAGUGGGGGACAGGGCAUGCAGACCCAUCAGUGUUCAACCCCACUUCAUUCAAUGCCACGCAGUGGGUCCAUGUGGCCAAAGACAAUGGAUUUUCAAGAGUUAUACUAACUGCAAAACACCAUGAUGGGUUCUGUCUUUGGCCCUCUGCGUAUACUGAUUAUUCUGUGAAGUCUAGCUCUUGGAGGAAUGGGGCUGGUGAUGUGGUGAAAGAGUUGACAGAAGCUGCUAGGAAAGCUGGAGUGCAGUUGGGACUUUAUGUUUCUCCUUGGGAUAGACACGAGCCUACCUAUGGGGAGACUCUUGAGUACAACGAGUAUUAUAUGGGGCAGAUGACCGAGUUGCUCGCUAGAUACGGUGAAAUAAGAGAAGUUUGGUUGGAUAGUGCUAAGGGGAAGGGAGAGAAGGAUAUGGAAUAUUUUUUUGAUGAUUGGUUUAGUCUCAUUCAUCAGAUUCAGCCGGGGGCAGUCAUAUUUUCCGAUGAUGGUCCAGACACAAGGUGGGUUGGAGAUGAAUCUGGUGUUGCAGGGACCACAUGCUGGUCUCUUUUCAAUAGAAGUGCCAUUAAGAUUGGGGAUACUGAUCCUAAAUAUUCUGGAGAAGGAGAUCCUCUUGGCCAUGAUUGGGUACCUCCAGAGUGUGACGUCUCCAUCCGACCUGAAUGGUUUUGGCAUGCAUCGCAAGCACCAAAAUCUGCGAUCACUCUGCUUGAUUUGUACUACACGUCAGUUGGAAGAAACUGUCUCUUGUUAUUAAACGUGCCUCCAAAUUCUUCAGGUCUUAUACCCCAGGAAGACAUAAGAGUCCUUGAGGAAUUUUCAGAGAUCCGUAAAUCCAUAUUUUCCUACAAUCUAGCGAAAGGUGCUCUUAUUUCUGCAAGCAGUGUAAGAGGGGUUCCAAAUGAUUCCCAUUAUGGUCCUCACAAUGUUCUUGAGGAAGGUAUCUAUUCGUACUGGGCUCCUGAUAAGGCACAAUCAAACUGGGCGUUAAAUUUAGACUUCGAAGAGUCUGUUACUUUCAAUAUAUUGCUAGUGCAAGAGCCAAUCCAUAUGGGUCAGCGGAUUAUAGAAUUCCAUCUAGACUUCUUGAAUGAAGAAGGUGAAUGGGAAGAGGUUGUACGUGGUACCACUGUGGGAUAUAAGAGGCUGUUAAGAUUUGGGAAAGUUGAAUCCAGUAAGCUGAGGCUUGUUAUUGACAAGUCUCGAGCAGAUCCACUAAUUUCUUAUUUGGGAAUAUACGUGGAUCCAUUUACUAUAUUGGAACAUGUCUCUAACUUCAGCUCUACAUCUCUCUCCAAGGAUGGCAAGACUCUUCAGCAAAAUAUGUACCAUCAUUCCACCAAUGUUUCUUCUUUCUAAAGCUGUUGAUCCAACUGGACUGUGUAUCAAAAUAGUCUCUCUUUCUUUUCAUUCAAAUGUUGUUUUUUCUUAAUGAUUUU
This is a messenger RNA of Olea europaea var. sylvestris, 1853 nucleotides long. RefSeq names its product alpha-L-fucosidase 1-like. Lineage: Eukaryota; Viridiplantae; Streptophyta; Magnoliopsida; Lamiales; Oleaceae. The record is from RefSeq and is a predicted model, not a curated record. Gene Ontology annotation, molecular function: alpha-L-fucosidase activity. The transcript is spliced from 3 exons. The coding region runs from base 163 to 1773 and encodes 536 amino acids. Gene Ontology annotation, cellular component: lysosome. Gene Ontology annotation, biological process: glycoside catabolic process; fucose metabolic process.